Molecule: messenger RNA, 603 nt
Organism: Caenorhabditis briggsae
Lineage: Eukaryota; Metazoa; Nematoda; Chromadorea; Rhabditida; Rhabditidae
Exons: 3
Coding region: 1-603 (200 amino acids)
Source: RefSeq, a predicted model, not a curated record
AUGCGAGCAUCUCUUCUACUCUUUUUCCUUCUAACCACUACUACCAUGGCAACUAUCAACCAGUCAAACUUCCGACAACAAAAUGUUGAAUUUUUGUUCAACAUGUUCAAAGACUACAAAGUUAUCCAGGAGCCAAACCAUCCGAUUUUCUACCAAGGUAUGGCAUUCUACUGGUACGGUGCCUACGUCCCAUCCGCCGAACGACCGCAAUCCUGUAUCAUCCUCGCUUCCCACCCAGAUUGGCCAUUCGACAGAAAUGUAUUCAGAAAUGGAACAAUCCCAACUGCAGCCGUUUUCGGAUGUCAGGCAGGCAAAAUGUGCCAAGGGGCCAAAUGUGUCGAGCCGUUGACCCAUUUUAAUGUCGUCACCUACACUCUCGUCGGAGUCGUCAUUAUUCUCAUCAUUUGUCUGCUGGGAGGUAAAUCGAGAGCCGCCAAAAGGAACCAGCAAGCAGAGCCACCGAGAGGAGCCACCGAGGUUUUCGAGCGUCCGCGUCGUCGAGCGCCACGAGACCCAUCCUUUGAUAAUCUGUUCUCACCACCACCGAGCAUGCCACGUGACAAUCGAGUAAGAUUCAUGAGCCCACCAGAAUAUACUGAAUAG